Suillus plorans is the source of this 516-nucleotide messenger RNA. RefSeq lists its product as uncharacterized. The transcript has 2 exons. Lineage: Eukaryota; Fungi; Basidiomycota; Agaricomycetes; Boletales; Suillaceae. Bases 1 to 516 code for a protein of 171 amino acids. The record is from RefSeq and is a predicted model, not a curated record.
AUGCCUUAUCGACCAUACCUGAAUUCACAAUUUUCGGAUGCAUAUGACGUAUACCUCAAAAUUUUACAUCAUGUUGAUCGCUGCUUGAACGAAGCACUCAAGCGCAACACCCCCAAUUGGCGGUUGCUAAAUGCUUGCCCAUGUUGUUCUUAUAAACUCGAAGACGAACCACCACAAGCGAUUGACUGGCUUUUCUGCAUCAAUGGCAAUAAUAGCCUCAAAAGAUGGGCAUCUUCGACCUACGGCCUUACCCCACGAGUAGAUUCUCGACAACCCCGCUCUGAUUACUGGGUUGAUCAAGCAGCUGUUGAUAAAUUCAAGGAUGCAGUGAGAUCGGGGCUGACCCAGCCAAGUCAGGAUAUACAGGAUAAUGGAGAAGAUGGAGUUGCGCAGCAAGUACCAGAGUCAAACUUCAAUUGUACUGAGCGGUGGCAGAAUGCUGGGCCUGAACAGCGGAAAAAGAUGUUUGCUGUUUUUGAUGAGUCUGGCAUCUUCAUCGCUGCAUGUCGGCAUUGA